UCUUGGGUCACAACCUCUGACCUUUAUUUACAGACUGGGAGGACACAGCAUAUUUUGACAAAAUAACUAUAAUUUAUUUGUUUUAACGCAUGUGGGGUAAGUUAAUAGGAUUGUUACAUUUCUGUAGUACAUUAAAAAGCUGCGACGGUAGAAAUUCAUACUAUGGCUGAUACCACAUGUGAUAAAGUAAAUUAGGUUUGGGAGGCCGCCAUUCCCAGUCUCAGUUCACUUUUAACUCUGCUCGCGCGUAUAAUUUUCUAACGGACUUCGGUUCCCCACUUCAUUUUCGAAUUUAAUGGUCUGUAGGCUUUUUAAAUAUCAUUAGACUGAUUCGUUAUAUAAUAAAUACUGCGAUAUGGACAUCUGUGGAACCAUUAAUGCCGGCUGAAAAGGCAGGAAGUGUUGCUAUUUUGGCUAGUCGAGCCGAGGCCAUUCGUAAACAUAACCCCCUUCUUCGCCACAUGGGUUUGGGUGCAUGACCUUUAGAAGUUUGUAUAUCAUUGACACACUUGAUUUCACAACAUAACAUUUAAAAAUGGUGUUCACAAGUUAUAACUAAAAUUAACCUCACAUAAUACAUAUUCUGGGCUUUACAUUAAUUUAAUAACUGACUUCAUCACCAGCCGUCUAGAUUUUUUAGCCUCUCCCGAUAUUAUCGAUCUCCUUCAACCUUUGUCCUUUAGCUCACGGUCAGCAAAAUAGAUCUAGGUCGCCAGAAUAUUUUAUGCAAAUUUAUCGGUCACUGAACUGUUGCGCUGUUUGUAAGGAACGAUGAAAUUUUGCCAGACCAUGUCUUUUGAACCAUACAACUGUCUUGAAAUCUUAGUGUUAAUUUUGGCUUAAAAAGUAGGGGAAAUUAAUUAUACUUUCCUCAACUUCAACUAUGCUAUUGACUAUACUAUAACUAUUAUUGGUAAAUUGAUACACCUCUCAUAAUUCAUAUAUAUAUAUUCCCAUAGCCCCCCCCCCUCUUUUUGCAUCUAUUUCGCUCUCCCACUCACUAGCAGACUGUCUGAAAUCGUCAUUUCCAUGGGCAUGACUGCCUUGACAUAUUUAGACCGCUUUAUGACUUUAAAUGGGGACAGCCUCAAUGCCUUUAUUAAAAUAACUAAAAUAUACAGUUAUUGGUAUUGGUAAUAAGACCUUUGCUGCAUUUACUGUAAUAGGAAUUAUGUAUUUGGGCAUAAUACUAAUAUUAUAUAAUAUAUAGGGCCUACUUUUUAUUUUAUAAGCAUAAUCACUAUUAUAGUCCUUUGCCUUAUUACUUAGCCCUACUCCUUACUAAUAUUUGGCUAGAAUAUUUGCUUUAAAACAUUCAUAUAAGAAAUGACUGCAGUUUCAUUUCAACUAUUGCCCAUUGGUCCAAUGGUCAAUAGUUGAAUGAAUCAUUGGUGUAAUUAGUUAAACUGUAAUCUUAAAAAAUUGUAAUGAAUAAAGUUAUUUAUAAACAGUUCAUUUUCGUAUCCUGUAACUGUAACCAUUUUCAUUUUGGAAAAUUUCUUGAUUUAUAAUUUAUUUAAUUUUGCUUUUUCCUAUGAGGCUAAAAUUUAAUUUUAUAAUAAAUAUGACAGAUCUUUACAACAGUUUAAAAUAACUAUGAUGUAAACUGUUAACAAAAUGAAAAUUGUGUCCUCUCACUUUGAUAUUCCAGUGUCUGUUAGAAUAUCAUCUGUGAAAUUGAUUGGUCAGUGAAAAUAGAAAGUUGUUGACUUAGCAAAAGGACCUUUAAUAAAUAAAUUAAAUGGCAAAUCUAAAGGGGGAGAUGGGGGUCACAAAUUUGUGAUGGGGGAAUUUGUAAUUUGACUAUGGAGGAUGAUAGACAGGCAAAAAAAAAAAUUGACAAAAUAAUGUGCCAUAGUAAAAGAGACAGAAAUUUUAAUCACUAAAAGAUGCACCAUUUUAAAAUGCAAACUGUAACUUACAGCAUAAGCAUUCCAAAAACACCAAGUUUAUCUUUCUAGCUCAUAAAGAAGUGGAGUUAAUAUUUUUUGUGUGCAAUAUUUAAUUGCCUUUCACUUUCAUGUUGCAUUUAAAAGCACUAUUUUGCUAAUACCUUUUUUAUUUAAAAUUAUAAGUUGCAAAAUUUCAGGAGACACCAGUUACAAUGCAAUUACAUAUAAAAAAUAGAUAGUGAACAUAGCUAAAUCUGAAAAUAUUGAUACAUUUAUUAAAUGGAUAGUAUGUGUUCAUUUUAAAGUAUAGUAUACCAUGCCCUCUCCUUAAAAAAAGUUUUAAAAAAUUUUUAAAAAUAAAAAGAGUGACAGUGUUUUUUGUUUAUCAGAAUGCCCCUACCUUUUCAUCAUGUAAAAUUUAAUAAUGUAAUUUAUUGCUUUACAGGCCUUUUGUUUAUGGUGUGCAAGGGUUCCAUAUAUCCACAUGGCAACUUUGGAGGAGGGAUCCUCUCUGGAAGCUAAGAAAGAAAUCAACUCAGAAAUUGAUGCUGCCACAGCUGCUGUUAUGGAUGGUACAGAAAUGAUUCAUGUUAUGACCACAGGAAGUUCUGGCUCUGUGACACUACCAAUCACUCUUACUCAAGGUGGUCUCAUGUCUUUGGCCUCUCCAGGGCAAACUGUAAGUGGUUUUAAUUACUUAAUUAAAUACUUGGUUAAAAUUGCAAUUUUCUUUUUUCUUUUGCUGUUUUUGUUGUUUUUUUUUUUUUUUUUUUUUGCAAUGUGGAGAUACGGUUUAUACCAGAGGUACUUUUUAAAUUGGAUAGUUUAAACCAAUUUUUUUUUCUUUUUUUUUUUUUUUUUUUUUUUUUUUUUUUUUUUUUUUUUUUUUUUUUUUUUUUUUUUUUGCAAUGUGGAGAUACGGUUUAUACCAGAGGUACUUUUUAAACUGGAUAGUUAAAACCAAUUUUUGCUUGCAUCAAAUUUAUAUAGAUCUAAUUUUAUUUUUCAUGGACGUAAUUAUUAAUAAUCAUUAAUUUGAUCAAGAUUUUAUAUUUUGGUAUGUGGUAUCCUUCGAAGUAUUAAAAUUAUUGUGAAGCAUGGUGAUUGCAUCAUUAUCUUAAUUUAACAUUUGGUUAGUUCUUUUCAGAAAAUACAUCUUUAAAAAUAAUUGUUUUGGAAACACUUUUGGUUGGGGGUUUUCAAAUUUUAAACAUUAUUUUAAGGGGAUUAUGACUUAUCCUUGGCAUCUAAGCAACAUAUUUUAUAUAGGACAUAUUAUCCUUCAAAUGAUAUCAAAUACUAAGAUGGAAACUAUAAGUUUUUUUUAAAAAUGUAAAAAUUCAGGUCAAAGUGUGAUAUUUAAGAGCUGCUUAUUUAUUUUGAAUAGUAUGUUAUGAAAAGCGACAAAUGAUUAAAAUUAGGUCAUCCUGCUUUUAUGACUAAUUGUAAUUUUAUACUUAUUUUAGUUGCAUCAACGACUCUAAAGAAAUAUUGUAGUAUUUUUAAUACAAAGACAUUUUUAAUUAUUUUACCAGAUAAAUAUAAAUUUCACUUAAUAUUUUGAUUGCAAUUUGAAUUUAGGAAAAUAACAUUUUAUUAAAAUUGUCUUUUAAUUCAUUGCUUUAAAAAUUGACAUAAUAAAAGAAUUUUGUUAUAAUGUAAAAUAACCAAUUUAAUGCAUAUUUCUUUCUGACCUCAAAAUUCAAAUGUCACAGAUGACUGACCAAGGCAUCACUUAUUUACUGCAGGGUGGCAGCAUGUCAAAUGGGAGCCAGGUUGUUAUGACGGGUUCUGAUUUAACCCUGCGUCUUGAUAAAGGCAGCACACAAGUUGUUCAAGUGCCCACAAGCUCACUCACACAAGUGGACUGGGCAUCCAAAUUAAAAGUAAGGACUCCCUUGAAUUGCAUAAAAAGCUAUCAAGAAGAAGUUACUAGUUUAAAGUGAAGGAAAUAAUAAACACUGUUUAUUAAAUUAGUAUUCAUAUGUAUUGAUGAUGUAUAUUCCUAGAGAUAUUUGUGUUUAAAGAAUACAAUUAUUAUAUCCCCUCAGGAAUUACAGCAUGCUCAGCGACUUGAAAGGCUAAGAGAAGAACAAAGACAGGUGCAAGAUCGAGUCACUCAAAAGAUGCAGUUCGAACAGAAAUAUGAACCUUGUGUUGUCUGUGGGGACAGAGCCUCUGGUUAGUUUAACUAAAUUUUCUCUGGAUUAGGGAUUUCCUUGGGUGCUCGCAACCCCAGGUGGUGUUAGUUAGCUUUUCAGGGGUUGCUUGGAAAUUGAUUUCUAUGAGCAGAGGAGUCAUUGAUUUUUUUGUUUGUUAGUAAUAUGUUACAAGUUUAUUUUGUAGGAUCUACAUUUUUCUUUGCAAGUCAACUUUAAAAAUAUAGAAAUAAAGUAGAAUAUAUAAAAGCCUGUUCUAGGUUAUUUUAAAAGACAAUUUAAAUUGUGUAUGAUUUAAAAGUGUUAAUUGAAAACCAUAAAUUAUUUACAACUUUAUGUUUUUAUGUGGCUCCAACUAAUACAAGUAUAGUAGAUAUUUAAAUGAGAAUUUAUGAAUAAGAGUCUUCACUAACAGGGGAGAUUUUCAUUUUAAAAAGAAAAGACGUGUAGCUAAUUGAAAACAAUUGUUGAGAUAAGAUAAUUUAGAUAUGAGUAUGUACUAUAAUUUAUUAAAAUGUCAAAACUUUUAAAGCUUUACCAGAUUAACCUCUGGGAUGUUGGGGAAGUUAGCGAAAACAAUUUUCCAAGUAUUCUAUGCCCUCCAAAAAAUAGACUUGUCAAGUCAAGAUAAAAGCUUGUUAUAAAAUUUUAUAAAAACUUUUAUAUUAAACUACAUAAAAUUGAAUAUGUUUUUAAACAAAGUAAGGAUUUUAUUAUUCUGCCAAUUAUGAAUGAUAGCUUGACACUGUAAGCUGUUUAACUUCCUGACAUAAUAAGUUAUUAAACCUAUAUAACGGUAAAGUGCAUUUGCUCAGUGGCGCCAAGCCAUGUUAGCAUUUCCAUAUGCUUAUCUCAAGUCACAAAAUACCAUAAAAAAAUAAUUUAGAAACCCUUACAAAGUAUACAUUAAUGAAAGUACAUUGGAUAAGGAAUCAUUCAUGUGGUAAUUUAUAUUAAUUUUUUCAUUCACUACCUUUGAAUUUCUUUCAUACAAAACAGAACUACAAGGGAGAAACAUGAAAUGAGUUGAAUAAAUAGCAUAAAUAAACAAAUGUUUUUAGAAUGACUCUUUAGGAUCCAGUUUCUGUCUUUUCUGUUCAGUUUCCACCCUUACCCAAAGGAAUUUGUCUUUAACAAUACAACUAAGCUUAGGAUUUAAUUGUCAAUAUCUGACUCUUGUCACCCCUCUAGUGCAAAUUCUGUCAUUACUAUCAUGUGGAAUACCUAUGAAAUAAUUUUUGUUUUCAUUUUGUUCCGUUUGAUAUAAUUUGAAAUAAUUCCAAUAAAGAAAUUUGAGUUAAUUUCACCAUAAUCAAUUACAAAACAACCUCGAUAAAAGCAUGUUUACACAUGACAAGAUAAGACUUUUGAAAUUGUACAAUUUUAGGAUAGAAAUUUCUUUGGCUGACUUUUUGUAUGCAGAAUUUGUCCAUGUUCAUGUUAGAAACAGAAGUAAAAAACUAACUAAUUUCUAUAUAGUGAUUUCCCCUUUAAUUAAGAUUUUAGGAGCCAAAUCUGGCCUUGACACCAAAGAUCUACGUAAUGACAGUUAUAGGUUUAAUAAAAUUAUCAACAUGUACAUGAAGAUCCUGUGAGCUAAUUUUGUUGUGUAAUAAUUCAGCCAUGUCUCAAUAAUAAUCUUGAAAUUAAAAAAAAUAUUGACAUCUAGCUUGUAAUUUGGAAAGUUGGUGUAAAGUUUUUUCAAUGCAUGUUCUGACUCCACUACUCAGCUACAGACACUGACUUAAAUUUCAGUUAGUAACCUGUAUACAGGACCCAGUAUAUGCUCCCUUUUCUCUUCUGUUAACCAGUGUGGUGAUUUUUUUUAAUCCCCCAUCUGUUUAAACUACAGGGCGACACUAUGGAGCAAUCAGUUGUGAGGGCUGCAAAGGUUUUUUCAAGCGCUCAAUCAGGAAACAGUUAGGCUAUGCAUGCAGGGGUGCUAGGGAUUGUCCUGUGACAAAACUACACCGCAAUCGAUGCCAGUACUGCAGACUUCAGAAAUGUUUGGCAGUUGGCAUGAGAUCAGAAUGUAAGUAUAAGUAAAUAUGGCAUUAUAUAACAUUUUUAUUUGUUCAACUGUUGAUAUAACAUUAUUACUUACAAUAGCAUAACAUUGGUAGUGCACUUAAACGAUAACAAAAAAUCAUUGUUUGUAAAAGUUUGUUAAUUAUUUUCCUCAUUUGAUGUGUUACUCUGAUAAGGCUUGUUGCCUAUAACUAUAAAUAAUGGUGUAUUGUGCAUGUUUCAAUUCAGCUGUACAGCAGGAGAGGAGGCCUAGUGAUCAAAGGGACAAAGUGCCUGGUACAGUAGCGACAUCCACACAGCGUAUUUAUAUCAGGAAAGAUUUCAACAGCCCUUCAGCUGCUAUUCCCACAUUCAGUCCCAAGGUUGUUUUGAAACCAUAUUUUCAUUUUAUUGUCUGUCCUUUUCCGUUUCUUGGUCAAUGUAAAUACAAAUUAAAGAAAAUUCUUGCAAUACACCAUCUCAAAGUAUUCUAUUUAAUUACUGGCAUAGUUGUGUUGUUUAAAUGGUCAUUAUUCAAAUAGUAUUACUUAUAUUUUAUAUUUGCAGAGUUUGGAUGAUCCAAAGUACGGCAGUCUGCUAGCCAACUUACAAGAACGAGUUGUGCAUACUGAUCAAGGCAUGGUUGUUCUCAGUUCACAAAUGUCACCAAAUUCUGCCAUAAACACAGGUUGGUGAUGUUUUUUUAAAAAAAAAUUUGGCUUGGUAAUGUAAGCUUGGCUGGGUUUUUAAACUUAAUUUCAUUAGGUGCAUUGACAUAUACAUUUUUUUUACAUGCAGAACUUUGAUGCACUGGAAAAUAAAGGAAGAAAUCUGUGGAAAUAUCUAUUUAAACAAAAUUAUUAAUAUAGCUUUAUCUGUUUUCUGGUGUAAAUUCAAUAAUUACAGACCUGUUUACUCACGAUUUUGGUGUACAAUGUGUGAUUUUGAGAUAUCAUUUACGAUUGUACGCCAAGACCUGUUAAGACUACAUUCCAGUAGCUUUUCCGAUUUAAAAAAAAGCUGUUAAAAAAUACAUUUUCUGUUGUUAGUUUUUACUUGCAUUUGCAUUCUAAAUCCAGCAGUGAAUGGAUUGAGAAAUAAGAUUGGUUAGGCACUAUUUAUAAUUAUAUUAUAUUUGUAUUGAGAGGGGAAUGGAGUGGUGUUGAUUUAGGAUAUUUUGUGUACCGAUGGGAAUCUAAAUAUUUAAAUCUAUAAAAUUAACACUGCCACAUUUCAGUAAUGCUAGUGGUGAUGGUCAUAUUGUUGCUUUGUGUUUUCAUAAUGAAUUUGCAAGACAUGGCGACAGUAAUAUUAGCAUAGUGACCCUCGUGACAAUUUAAGUAAAUCUGGGGCCAUCUGAGAAGGGCUUUCGAUUAUUUAGAUUUUGCAUACACGUGCAUAUGGUGGGUCUGCGUAUCAUGUUAACAUUUUUUUCAAUAUUUAGCCUGACCUGACACACAGAAUGUCCAUAAAUAGCAUAUUUAUAUUUCAAAUGCUGUAAAAAUAUCUAGAAAUGUUCAGUAGGAACUAUCGUAAUGAUGUCGUGUAUUUAAAAAAAAAACUUUCUAGAUAUACUCAGUCGGUGCUAAGUAGUAAAGGUAUUAUAGUAAUAUUCAUAAUAUGCCAAUUCAGGUAUAAAGUGGGGAAAAAAAUUAUGAAAAUUUUGUAAUAUUUUGCAACUGCCCUGUGAGCACACAGCAGUAAGCCAUAUAGAAAAUUUGGGUCAUCAAAAAUGUAUGUGUGCAGGGGGGAGGGUGUUGAAACUUUUACUUUUUUGCGUACAUACUAUAUAGAUGGCCCCUCUUUGCAUUUGUUUGCUUUGGGGGCUGUAUGACUUAAUUUUGUGACAUAAUUACCGUUGAACCUUGAUGAAUGUAGAAAUGGAGAAAACUAGAGAAUGUUUCUUCACUUUUCAGCGCAGCAACAUUAGAGUUCGAUAUAUUUAAUAGUAAUAGGAUUGACUGUGCCUUUGAAAUCAAUUUUCAGAACAGCUGUAGGAUUUUUUUAAUACCCCCUCUUUCUGUUAAACAUUAACAGUCUUUGGUAGUUAUCAGCCUGCUGUAAUAUUUUGACGGGAAAUAUGCAGACUGGAUGUUCUUAGUUUUAAAAAAAAUUGGCUUUUCCUAAAUAAUAAAUCUCAAGUUACUAUUACUUGGUUGUUGUUUUUUUUUUUAAUGACGCCCUAAUUUAAUUAAUUCUUAUUUUAUUUUAAGCUGAUGUGACUUUGAGUUUGAACAACAUUAAAUUUCCCCAGCAACUUUAUUUUACCAGUGACAGACUGGGAUAAUGUGAUCUGCAUGUUUACAUGAAUAUUAAUUGAUAUCUAUAGCAGAUACACGUCUGCAAAACAAAGUGAUCCCCAUAUUGCAAUAUAAAUGACAGUCAUCCAUUUUUAACUUUAAGAAGUAACCAUUUUUGGCGCCAGCAUUACUUGAUCCCACUAGACAUGCGAUGGGAGUAGUUAUCGCAAACAUUAUAUAUACUUUUACCGUAUAUUUAUUUUUUUACUAUUAAACUACUGUAUUGUAUGAUUUUUGAGAUGGUAUUGUACGAUUUUAGGAGUAAAAAAGGUAAAACAGGUCUGUAAUUACAAUUACUUUAAAGAUAGUUCUGAAAUAUUUUGUUCACUAUAUACAUUUUGGAAUACCUUAUUUAUCAGCCUCUAAUAGCUAGAGACUAUUAUUCUAGCUCAUAUAUUAAUUUUAAUAUAGACAUUUUAAAAGAAAUUGUUGGACAGACUUUACUUUUCUAGAAGAAUCCCAUGUAUUCUAAUUAUUUUUUAUUUCAAUUUUGCUUGCUUUAUUUAGGUUAUAGAAUUAUAAUAACCCUUAGACUAUAUUUCACAUCCAAAUAUUUUGUAUUUAGAUGAAAAUUUUCACAUAAUUCAAGUCAAGUCUAUUUUCACUUGAAAAAUGAAACUUGAAUCUUCUUAAAGACUGGUACAUUACUGCAUAUUUUUUAUAUAAAUACUUAAUAUUUGGUGCUUCUUUGUAUAUAGAUGUUGUUAAGUGUAUUUUAUUUUGUUAUCAUGCUAAAUCUAUAUUAUAAACACAUGAAUCAGUGACUUUAUUAAGAUUUCCCUCAAUAAUUUAGGCAUUGCCUUUUGGGUCAGUAAUAGUUAUAAUACCUACCACAGUUUUUGGAAUAUAUAUUAAUAGCAAAUUUUAUAUCCUUUUCUGAUUCAUGUGUUGCCUCAUAGUUGUAUAGUAUUUUUUUUUUUAGUUUCCUUUAUUUUAUUGUGUGCUUUUUUAUUUAGAUCUCACCACCUUAGCCAAUGUUGUCAGCACAGUGAGCAAUACUGAAGGUAAUUUCCUGAAGCUAAAGAUUUCCAUUAGCCUGGAAAAGCUUUAUUUCCCACUAUAAGAAGAACCAAAAAUUUUUUUUUACUCUCUGCGCUAUUAGGAUUUUAAAAAAAUUAUCCAAUAUUCCAAACUUAAAUGAUUCAUUUUUAAUCUUAAAAAAAAAUGAUUGGGGUGUUAAUGAUUUAAAAACUUACUUUUUUUGAACUUAUAAAAGUAUAUCUUCAUAGUAAUACUUUGCAAAUUAGUCAGAAUUUUAAUAAUGUAAAUGUUCAGUUUAAGUUGUGAAUUAUGAAAUGAAAAUGGACUACAUCUAUUAAAUCUGAAUAGUUGUAAUACAGUUUUGUAAAGAAAUUCAAGAAAUAUGUUAUUAUUUCCAGUGAUGACAAACUUGGCGAUAGAAGGUUUGUAAAAGUGGCUAAGUCUUUCUUAAAAUACACCCCAUGUACACGUUCUUAAAGCAUUUUUAAUGAUCAAGUAUUUUACAAUUAAGCAUCUGUUAAAGUAUUCACUAAGUGAAUUAGACUUUACUGUACCAAUUCCACUCUUGUUCCCUCUAAACCCCGAUCCCAAUUGGUAAAAAAACAUAUGUGCUCAACAUUAAGCAAAGUAAUAUUUUUGUCUAAUAAGAUGUUUUUUGUGAUAUACUGGUUAUCAUUUUAUUAUUUACAUAAAGAACACUGUCUCCCUGCCUGUUUAAAAAAGAAAUUUGUUCAUAUCCCUGAAGUGUGAUCAAAGCAUGGUGAAUUUAAAUAAGAACAUAUUUAUGUUCUUAGCUGGUAAAAUGAAGUGCAUCAAUUAUUUCUUUUAUGAGAAAUAGAUUUUAGAAUUGCCCUUUUGCACCUUGUAUUUAAAUCACAUUUUUAAAAAGCAUUUUUUUACAAAUCAAGCACGGGAAAUAUUCAGAAUUUAUUACGUUUAAAAUGCUUAAAGAGUAAUUUCCUUAAAGAGUAAUUUCCUUUCCAUGUAUUCUUAUUUUAAAAUUUAAUUGUGAUAAUACCCCAUGGGAUCGCUAAAUUCAACUCUAUCUUUCUUUCUUUGAAAUGAAUUAUUUGUUGACAAAUGAUAUUAAAUAAAUCAUUUCCUUGCAUCUUCAUUAUCUAUUAUUUGAAUUGUUUCAAAGCUCAUCAAUUUUAGUUCCUUAAAUACUUAAUCGUUUGUUGUCAUAAUUUGAUUCAAACUGCAGCGAACUAUUAUGUGAAAUAUGCCUGGAUAUUUUCUUUCUUUAUUUUUUUCUGAUUCAUGUGCUCAUUGCUUGAUUCGUCGCAGCUAAUCCAACAUGCUUUAAAAAAAACCCCCUCCUUUUCUGUUGUACGGGAAAGUUUCCUCUGUUGUAGUUUGCUAACCAAUUCAAUGUAGAAAAUUCCUGCUUUUUAUCUUUACCCAUAUUUAAAAACCAAUUUUAUUGUUUUUAAAAGACCAUUAAAAGGUGUUAUCUCAGGCUCACCUACGCAUGAAGUUGUUAAUUUUAAAAAUGUCCUAUUUCGUUCUCCAAUUUUUCGUUGCCAAAAGGAUCUGAUGAAACUGAAAAGUGUUUAUCAUACGCUCCUGAUUUUUUGCUUAGCUUUAUGCAUGAGAAGUAUAAUGCUGUAAAAUUACCCGUACUAUGUUCAGUUAAGGAUCAUUUAUUCGGUCUAUUUUACGACAUUACUUUCAUUGGUUGUUAACAGUCAAACUGAAAAGUACAAACACUCAUACAUUUUGAACUAUACAUCUUUAAAAUUUUAAUUAUGUUUGUUUUGUACAGAAAGCAUGAAUUACAAAUGGGUUCUGGAGAAAAUAGUCAAUAUUCAUUUGUCUGGUUAACAUACAAUUUUUCUUCUUUCUCUUUCAAUAACAAUAUCAGGUUUUAAAAAAAGCAAAAAAAACUCUCCAUGAUCUAUUAUUUACACACAAAAACAACUUUUAUUUAGUUUCUGUUCUGCUAUGCUUGGUUUCACCCUUAUUUGGGUUUUAGUUUUGACACCUUUAUAUUAUCAGAUCUGGCAACACUUGCAGAUGUAGUGUGCACAGUCAACAACACAGAAGGUAAACUUUACAUGUUGACAAAUAUUUGAUGUUUUCUUGCUUAUUGUAAUCAUGGUUUCCAUAUAGAUUAUAUCUUAUUUAUUCAUUGCCACAUCUCUUUUUAUAUCUUUAAAAAUUCAAAAAUUUCUUUGUUGUCUAUUAAAUUUGCUAUUGCUUUCAAGUUUAAUUCACACUUAAGGAUAGGUUUAGAUGAAUUAUUUAAUGUUAUACCUGCUAACCACUAAUUUAGGUACACAAGCAGAUCAACCUAUUUAAUUUCUUUUGAAUGAUUGGUUCUUUGCUGAGAAAUGUCAUUACGUACUAGAUUCAUUUAAAUUUAUUUAUUUUUUUUUUUUAAAUUUACCAUAAGGAAUAUUUUUUUGUUUUUGUGUAUUAAGAAACUAAAACAUUCAGGGUUCAGGUGAUUUAAAUCAACUAAUCUAAAUAAUUGAUUUUAAUUUAUUUUAAUAGGAACCCUAAAAAUCAUGAUUAAAUAUUUAAAAAAUUGAUUUCAAAUACCGGUAUAUUUAUUUAAUUAAUCUAUUUAAAUAGGCACUUUCUAAAAAUAACUAAGUUUUAAAAAUAUUUUCAGUCACAUAUUUAAUAUCUUACUAUUCAAUGUGCGCCAGAAGUAACAUAACUGAAAUUUAUAUCAUACUGGUGUUUUUCAGCGGUGCAUUCCUCCAGUUGUCAUGUGAUCAGUGUUCUUAAUUAAGAUAUAUUGUGAAUGUGUAGUCUCCUAUCAAAUUCACUUAGUGGUCUAUCAUAACCCCCUCUUCUGUUGACAUAAUACCUUUUCAAGAUGGCGCAAUCUUGUAAUAAUAUGCUGCAUCAUUGUGUCACUUGAUGCCAUAUUUUAAAACUCUUUCGGAAUUGUUCUGUCACCAUUUUUAAACUUGGUCCUCAUUCGUGACCGCUUACAUAUAAGCAAAAAUAAAUGUAAACUAGGUAUACCCAUCUGAGUGACCCAUUUCAAAUACAAUUGCCCUGUAUACAGACCUGUUUACCCUCAAACUCUUAAAAUUGCACAGUUUCAUCACAAAAUCGUUCAAUGCAUUAUCUAAAUAGUAAAAAAUAAACAUACAAUAUAUAUAUAAUGUGUACACUUCAAAAUCGUACAGUGUACGUCAAGAUCGUAAGAGUAAACAGUUCUGUAUAUAUUUUCCUUUUGAUUUCUGGAACAUGUGGCUACUGGGAAUUGUCACAGUUGAACAUGUAUACACAGAAUUUUCACCACUGUUAUAUCAGUGCAUGCUGUAUAAUUGUGAAAAUUUGUAAAGAUAAAUUAAAUUUUUAUUCAUUUUUAACUUCUUCGUUUUCAGAAAUUGACUUUGGGUUGGGAUGGUCAGAAAAUAUUUUUUUCGAUUUAAAUUAUUAGUCUAAAUCAUAGGUGCUUAGGCGAAAUCAAGCGACAUUGGCAAAUGACAACUUUAUGAUAUUGAUAAUUAUUUGAAAGUGUGAAAUUGAUUUGAAAUUCUUAUUCAAAUAGAUAGUAUAGAGAUUUAAAUAUAUAUGACUAUCGUUGAUUUAUUUUUUGGUAACUUUUUUUAUCUUUCAUCAUCAAUUUUAUUAGAGUACUUACUAUACCCCGCCAUACAUUGGCUUACCUCCUUUCCCCUGCCUGGUACGUCAACCCCCUAAACUAAAACUUGUACUUUAUUAACCUCUAUUUGUAUUGUUAGAAUGUGUUGUCCAAAGCAACUCCAACAUUAUAUAUAAAUUAAUCAAAGUUUCUUCUUUUUCUCUUCAGAUCUUUCCACUCUUGCCAGUGUAGUGACCACUCUGGCAACUAUGGGCAAAGAGGAGGUAACUCUAGAUGAUUUGUCUAAUCCCCAAACCGGUUCUCCCCCCCAUAAUAAUGGAGAUGCCAACCGUAGCACGCCAGACGCAGCUGCUAGAGCAUUUGACAAUUUAGCUAAAGCUGUGCAGAGUCCACAGAGCCAGGUGAUAUGAAGAUAAGAUACUCAAUGAUUAUAUGAAGACUAUGCUCCGAGUACACUUCAGUAGUUUAUGCCAAAACCUUUUUUUAUCAGAUUGUUUACAUCUUUGGAUGCAAGGUGAUUAUGAAGCAUGUUAGAGCAUAAUUAAAAUGAAUCUCAUGAAAACAGCUGGUUUGAUUUGGUAAAUCCUGUUGCUGCAUUUAUUUGUAUUAUUUUUGGUACCUAGAAUUUUUUAGGAUCAGGUGGAAAAUUUCAAGAGAAACUUGACAAAAGUUAAGUUUUUGUUUCCUACCUGAUCUAACCAAUUAAGCUUUUAGUUUUUUUUUCAAACUUUUUUCCAUCGACCGAAUGCUGUUAUUUAAGUUGGCAUGUAGGUUCAAAGGAUGUGUUUACUUCUGAAUUUGAGUUGGACUUUUGAAGCUGGAGAAUGCAACACCAAGAUGAUAGUGUUUGUGAUCCGUGCAAACAGAGAAUUAUAAGACAAAGUCCCUCCCCGAUUUGAUUAUGAAAUUUUCCCAUGCAUUUUGUGAUUAGUUGAACUUGUAAGAUGGAGGAAAGAUUGUCCAAGACUUAAAUUGUUGAUAGAUUCAGAGACCAUCAUUGUUAAUAAAAAAAAUAGUGCAUGCUAAUUAAAUUUAAAUAUAAAUAACUAUUUAUGACUUUAAUACAUGUUAAAAUUCAUAUUUUGAUCCCCUUUGCCCUUUAGGUCCUUUUAAUUUUUUUUAGAAAUAUCUGUAUAAAGUAAAAACUGGUUGCUUUGUUUUUAGGGUAUGGGAGUUCUUGACCAAUCUUCACUGUCAGAAGCCAACUUUGACCAGUCAGGAAAUAGUGAUGGAGAGAAUUCAUUGCUAGUUGAAAAUCAAGGUUUGUGUGAAAUGUUACUGAAAAGUCUUUACAUUUUUUUCUAUUGCCUAGGAUGCUGUGAGAAUGGAGCUGAGAUAAUUAUUUUUCUUUAGUGUGGCUUUAUAGAAACGAAAGAAUAUGAACUUAUGUAUUGUAGCUAACAUGAUUUCAAGGAACAUUCCUCUUAAGCUGCAUCUUCUUCAGUAAUAACUUGUGCUUAUUUCUCAGGUCCUCUGUUAUGUGAGGUAAAUUUUACAUUUACAUUGACAACUCCAUCCCCCAUGCCCACAUAUCUCAAUAUCCACUACAUUUGUGAAAGUGCUUCGCGGCUUCUCUUUCUCUCCAUGCAUUGGACGCGAUCUGUCUCAGCUUUCCAGGAACUCAGGUACAAAUUUCAGACUAUUAGUUAAAUUUAUUUCUCCCUAAUCUAUCAUAUUUUAAACAAAUUCAAACUUCCUAUUAAAUUCAUAUAUGCGAUGUGUAAACCAUAUUGUGUUAUUUAUAUAUUGUAUACCUGUGCGUUAAUAAAUUAACCUUGCUGAUAUUGGUUACACAACUUGGUGUAAAUUAGGGAUCUAUUUAAAUUAAGUUGCCCGUCCAUUUACAACCUAUGCAAAUGUAAAGUAAACUUUCUAAUGGGAAGUGAAAAAAUAAAUGUGGUUUAUUAACCAAUUACUUGUUUUUAAGAAUUUAUUUACCAACACUACAGAGACUGACAUAAAAUAAUUCUCCUAUUUUUAUCUUAAAUUUUAAAAAGAAAUGAUGCUUACAUUUUUUGAAGUUUUUUAAAAUAAAAUAUAUACUUUUGUUAUCUUUUAUUUUCAUAAAUGUGAAACUACCAGUCAAAGUUUUGUUUUUUAUAUAUAUAUAUAUUUCAGUGCUGAUCUUCAAACUGCUCUAGUUCGUUCUUGUUGGAGUGAACUUUUCACUUUAGGACUGGCUCAGUGCUCUGCAACAAUGUGCCUGCCAACUAUGCUGGCAGCCAUCUUGAAUCACUUGCAGGCUAGUCUGCAGAGGGGAAGUAAGUUUAUUUUUAGGAUAAAUAACAAGAUGAGAUGUGAUAGUAGGAAAUUAGAAUAGUCCUUUUUUUUUUUCAUCCUUGCCUUGAAUGUACUAGUAUCCAAAUUAGUAUUUCUAAAGGUAAACAGGCAGGUUUAGAAUUGAUGGCACCAACAGAAAUAAAAUUAUUGGCUUCCUUGAAGAUAAUUUUUAUUUAUUAUUUAGAAAAAAGAGGAUGGUAGAGUGUUUUGACAAAAUAUUACUAUGUAAGUAACUUUUUUUUUUACCAGUUUUGCAGGCCUUUUAGUAAAAGUAAUCUGAUUAAUUUGAAUGCUCUCCUGAGAAUUGUUUAUUUCUUAUAUAAGCAGAUCACAGCAAUCAGGAUAAGGUGAAAAGUGUCAUAGAGCAUAUCAUUCGACUGCAAGACUAUGUCACACACAC
Messenger RNA from Lymnaea stagnalis (great pond snail), 15587 nucleotides. Lineage: Eukaryota; Metazoa; Mollusca; Gastropoda; Lymnaeidae. The record is from the annotation of a GenBank genome assembly.